Colletotrichum higginsianum IMI 349063 is the source of this 1542-nucleotide messenger RNA. RefSeq names its product Sodium/hydrogen exchanger family protein. The record is from RefSeq and is a predicted model, not a curated record. NCBI's taxonomy places the organism in Eukaryota, Fungi, Ascomycota, Sordariomycetes, Glomerellales, Glomerellaceae. Gene Ontology annotation, cellular component: plasma membrane. Gene Ontology annotation, molecular function: sodium:proton antiporter activity. The transcript is spliced from 3 exons. Gene Ontology annotation, biological process: proton export across plasma membrane; regulation of membrane potential; sodium ion export across plasma membrane. Bases 1 to 1542 code for a protein of 513 amino acids.
AUGAGAGUGAUGAUCGGCAUCCAACUGGUCAUGGCCGGCUACCAGCUCCCGGCGAAGUACCAGAAGAACAGAUGGAAGGACAUGCUCGUGCUCAUGAUCCCCAUCAUGACGCUCAUGUGGCUGGCCACGACCAUCUGCAUCCUCGCAACGAUCCCCAAGGUGACGCUCCUGGGCGCCAUGGUCAUCGCGUCCUGCGUCACCUCGACCGACCCGGUGCUGUCGCAGGCCGUUGCAAAGGGCCCCUUCUCCGACAAGUUUGUCAGGCGGUCCCUCCGCGAGAUCAUCUCCUCCGAGGCCGGCGCCAACGACGGGUUCGGCUUCCCGUUCCUGAUGCUGGCCACGUACCUCAUGCGGCACGCCGAGGGCUCCGAGGCGAAUGCGGACGCUUCGGCGGCGCAAGCUGUAGCCCGGGCGAUCCUGCCCCGUGCCGGGGACGUCGCCCGUCAGGGUGGCGGUGUCGGCAUCGCGCUGCAGAACUGGUUCCUCGAGACGUGGCUCUACUUUGUCCUGAUGAGCAUCGCUUACGGCGUCGUUGUGGGAACGCUGAUCAGAUUUGCCCUCAAGUACUCUGUCAGGAAGAAGUGGAUUGACUCGGAGAGCUACGUGCUCGUGCCCACGGCGAUCGGUCUCUUCAUGAUGGGCACAUCCGGAUCCAUCGGAACCGACGAUCUUCUAUCUUGCUUCGUCGCCGGCAGCGCGCUCAACUGGGAUGGCGAGUACCUGGCCGAGGCGCAAAAGCGACACGACGAAGUCAACGCCAGCAUCGACGUCCUUCUCAACUUUGGGGGCUUCAUCUACCUCGGGAGCAUCAUCCCCUGGAGCGAGUUCAGCUCGGACGUCACAGGCAUCAGCCCCGGCCGACUGUUCGGCCUCGGCGCCCUCGUGCUCGCCUUCCGCCGCAUCCCCGCCGUCCUCCUCACCUACAAGCUCAUGCCCAACACCAUCAAGGACUGGAAGGAAGCCCUGUUCAUGGGAUACUUCGGUCCCAUCGGCGUCGGCGCGGCGUUCUACGUGGAGCACGCCCGCCACCUCUUCCCCAAGGUCGCCGAGGCCGCCGGCGACAACGAGGUGACGGACAUGCUCCGAGCCAUCGGGCCCGUAGUCUACUGGCUCGCGCUCUUCUCCAUCAUCGUCCACGGGCUCUCCAUCCCCGCCCUCAACCUCAUCUACGAGUACAUGGGCGUGCAGCCCAUCCAGGAGGACGCCGUCGCCGUCCGACGCCGGUCCGUCCGCGUGCCGCCGCCGUCGAACGCCGUUGAGGGCGACAGGGAGACCUUCAUCGCCUUCAACCGCUUCUCGCGGCCCAACCUGUCGACGGAGUCGCUGUCCCACAUGGGCGACGACGACUCCUCUACGGUGACGGACGAGAAGAUCCGGUGGCCCGACCUCGAGUCGGGCCUGCGGCAGGCCAAGAAGAACGCGAAGCUGUCGCCGAGGCGGAGCUUCAACGUCCCGCGGCUGAGCCCGCCGCGCAGCCUCAGUCGGCCGGCGACGAGCGCCAGCCAGGUCAAGUGGGACCAGUCUCACGCCACGCAGGAUUAG